AUGAUAUUAUUUACCACUUCUGGUUUCGUUGAUUACAUUGUGACGAAGACAUGCAGAAAGAUAGAGGUAUCAAAGACGCGUGGUCCUUCCUCUUGUAAUAAUAUCACUCAGAAGCAUCACAUUUUGAUGACGAGAUCUCAACUUCCAUGCUCAAGUAGCCACGACGACACAUCUAAUUUUAAAAUUUCAAAUAUAUGUUAUACAUGUAAUCAAGGUUCAAUAGUUACACUCCUUAUUAAUUAUCCCUCUUCCGCAGUAGAAAGCUGA
Molecule: messenger RNA, 267 nt
Organism: Arabidopsis lyrata subsp. lyrata
Lineage: Eukaryota; Viridiplantae; Streptophyta; Magnoliopsida; Brassicales; Brassicaceae
Source: RefSeq, a predicted model, not a curated record